AUGACACGCCGCAGCGCCCGCCUCAACCCUACCGACUCAUCAUCACCAUCACAAUCAACAACAACAUAUUCAUCUGCAUCAACACCAUCGGUAACUCUCGCCACAUCGACAUCAACGGAACAACAACCUAAACCGGCUGUGAAAAGAAGAGGAAGGCCACCUGCGGCAGCUAAACAGAUGGAGUCUGCUCAGCGAGUGCAAGCGGAUGAGGAUGAACGUCGGCCACUUCUGGAUGGCGGCCAUGCUCAAGCCAGUAUUGCUGCCACCGCUGAGCCUAUGGGAAAGACCACUUGGGCAAGUCGUAAUCACUGGAUUGUGCUUGCCAUGGCUAGUGGAGCCUGUGCUGCGUUUAAUGGGGCUUUUGCGAAGUUGACAACUACGGAACUCACUUCAACCUUCUCCGAUGCUAUUGCCAGGCUGCUGCACCUUACUGAAGAAGAGAAGAUGAUUGAGGUUAUUGUUAGAGGUAUCUUCUUCGGACUGAACCUCGUGUUUAACGGUGUAAUGUGGACCCUUUUCACUCAAGCUCUCGCCCGCGGUCAUUCCACCACGCAAGUGUCCAUCAUGAACACCUCGAGCAACUUUGUCAUCACCGCCAUGCUCGGAUUUGUCAUCUUCUCCGAGGCGUUACCGCCUAUGUGGUGGGUGGGCGCCGCUAUGCUGGUUGUUGGGAAUGUCAUUAUCGGACGGAAAGAUGAGAGCGAAGGGACUAAAGACACGAAACAGGAUGGAGACGAUGGACAUGGUACUGGCAGUCGCAGUGGCAAUGGUGCUACUAAGUCCGUGGGUGCCUCGGCUGAAGGAUUGGCUGAGGAUGGGUUAGGGACAUAUAGGCGUGUUCCUGUUCAGGCUGAAGGAUCGGGGAGUCGUGGAAGACAAGAUGACGGGAUACUGGUGCAUGACGAUGUUGAGAAGGAGGACAGUGAUGAAGGUGUUGUGGGACGAUAA
Messenger RNA from Sordaria macrospora k-hell, 948 nucleotides. RefSeq lists its product as uncharacterized. The record is from RefSeq and is a predicted model, not a curated record. NCBI's taxonomy places the organism in Eukaryota, Fungi, Ascomycota, Sordariomycetes, Sordariales, Sordariaceae.